Molecule: messenger RNA, 878 nt
Organism: Triticum aestivum (bread wheat)
Lineage: Eukaryota; Viridiplantae; Streptophyta; Magnoliopsida; Poales; Poaceae
Exons: 2
Coding region: 279-863 (194 amino acids)
Source: RefSeq, a predicted model, not a curated record
UCGUCUCCACCGCUAGCUUAUCCAUUCGUCUCCACCGAGAUGCAUCUGCAUUGAGCUCCCUUACUUCUCUCGUUCCAUCCCUCUUUCUCAUCCCUGUGCUUCCACCGAUAUUCAGCUCUGGAUGUGAAGCCUCCAAAGUCACUGGCGCCCCCCGUCCCCCGGAGCAAGCGCCGCCACCGGAUCCCGUCCCGUCCCCUCCCCUCCUCUGUGUGUGUGUCUCUCUCUCUCAUUUCCUCAUAUCAUUCUAUGCUUGCAGGUCGUCGGCGUACGCCCCGGCCAUGGCGCGGUCGCGGCAAAACUUGAGCUGGAUCCGCUCCUCGUAUAGCUUGCAUGCCAGCGUCCACUUGUACUCCUUCCCCUUGGAGGGCGACCCCUCGCCGGCGCCGUCGGCCAGGUUCUCUGACGAGGUCCACGUGUGCACGCGCCGCGCGAUGGACGUCGACAUCAGGGGACUCUCCCUCCCGUCCGCGUCCUCAACCUCCGGCUUUUCCUGCGGCUCUGACGCAGGCUGCUGCACAUCCUCUUGGUGGUCUUGUCCGUCAGCUUGCAGGUCUUCGCUGCAUUCUUCGGCCACCUUCGACUCCACCCAUGCUUUCGGUCAGAUUCAUUUCGAGGAAGGUGGUCUUCACUCUGUUUUUGGUCGCAAGAUUCAUUCUCAAUUGCAUGCCUUCUUUGACACCCUUUCUGCAAAUAGAUUAUUUCCACAGGAUUGCCCUCGAUUUCAUCGAGAACUCCCUUCAGAUUCCCAGAUUCUCAUUGCCUUAUUCGCUGUGAAAUCGAAGAUUUGUGUCUUGCUGACCCGCUCACGUUUCUUGGCCUCCAUUGUUAAAAAUAUGAGCAAAUUACUACGAGAUUUAAUCUGAAUAAAUAGGAAAUAG